Molecule: messenger RNA, 462 nt
Organism: Cyphellophora attinorum
Lineage: Eukaryota; Fungi; Ascomycota; Eurotiomycetes; Chaetothyriales; Cyphellophoraceae
Exons: 1
Coding region: 1-462 (153 amino acids)
Source: RefSeq, a predicted model, not a curated record
AUGGUUCGAGCAACGCGCAAGUCAACCGGCGCGACCGCAGCAGAAACUACUACGGCAAGCAGCCGGCGAGCCGACAAUGACGCCAAAGCUGCCCCCAAGUCCUCAACAAGGCAAGCCAAGAAGGUAGCAGCAGAGAAUCUGAAGGAGGAGUCCGAGUCAUCCGACCAGGAAGAUGCAGUGAUCAAGCAAGAGCUAACCACUCCUCGGAAGCCAUCAGUCAGAGCAGCAGCACCAACGCCGUCCACCACCAGGUCUCGGAAACGCGCCUCCGCAGCGGCGGACUCAACACCCGCAAAACAUGGCUCGAAGCGCACCAAGACCGAAGCCUCUGUGAAGGAGGAGGAUGUCAAGCAACUCCCAAGUCCUUCCGCAUCCUCUGCCUCACCACCACCAGAGACACCCCCUACCAAAGCCGCAAAGUCCACGAGUCGACGCCUCAAUCCCUCCGCGACCGCAAACUAA